CUGGGCCGCGGAGUUGGUGUCCCGGCUCGGACCCCGGCGCCCAGCCCGGAGCCGUAACCUUGAGGCGGCGGCGGCGGGGCCGGGCCGGGCCGGGCCGGGGGGCGGCGGCGCUGGAUCCCCGGCUACCCGAUCGUUGGCGGGAGAUGUCGAACCCCGGGACGCGCAGGAACGGCUCCAGCAUCAAGAUCCGUCUGACAGUAUUAUGUGCCAAGAACCUUGCAAAGAAAGACUUCUUCAGACUCCCCGACCCCUUUGCAAAGAUUGUUGUGGAUGGAUCUGGGCAGUGCCACUCAACGGACACUGUGAAAAACACAUUGGACCCAAAGUGGAACCAGCACUAUGAUCUAUAUGUUGGGAAAACUGAUUCUAUAACCAUCAGCGUGUGGAACCACAAGAAAAUUCACAAGAAGCAGGGAGCUGGCUUCCUGGGCUGUGUGCGGCUGCUCUCCAAUGCCAUCAGCAGAUUGAAAGAUACUGGAUACCAGCGUUUGGAUCUAUGCAAACUAAAUCCCUCAGAUACUGAUGCAGUUCGUGGCCAAAUAGUGGUCAGUUUACAGACACGAGACAGAAUAGGCACUGGAGGGUCUGUGGUAGACUGCAGAGGACUGUUAGAAAAUGAAGGAACCGUGUAUGAAGACUCCGGGCCUGGAAGGCCACUCAGCUGCUUCAUGGAGGAACCCGCCCCUUACACAGAUAGUACCGGUGCUGCUGCUGGUGGAGGGAACUGCAGGUUUGGGGAAUCCCCGAGUCAAGAUCAAAGGCUUCAGGCGCAGCGGCUUCGAAAUCCCGAGCUCCGAGGGUCCCUCCAGACGCCUCCGAACCGCCCCCAUGGCCACCAGUCCCCGGAACUGCCCGAAGGCUACGAACAAAGAACAACAGUGCAGGGGCAAGUUUACUUUUUGCACACACAGACUGGAGUGAGCACUUGGCACGACCCCCGGAUACCAAGUCCCUUGGGGACCAUUCCUGGGGGAGAUGAAGCUUUACUAUACGAAUUCCUUCUACAAGGCCAAACAUCUGAGCCCAGAGACCUUAACAGUGUGAAUUGUGAUGAACUUGGACCACUGCCACCAGGUUGGGAAGUCAGAAGUACAGUUUCUGGGAGAAUAUAUUUUGUAGAUCAUAAUAACCGAACAACCCAGUUUACAGACCCACGGUUACACCACAUCAUGAAUCACCAGUGCCAACUAAAGGAGCCCAGCCAGCCGCUGCCGCUGCCCAGCGAGGGCUCAGUGGAAGACGAGGAGCUUCCCGCCCAGAGAUACGAAAGAGAUUUAGUUCAGAAACUGAAGGUCCUCAGACACGAGCUUUCACUUCAGCAACCCCAAGCUGGUCAUUGCCGCAUUGAAGUAUCCAGAGAAGAAAUAUUUGAGGAGUCUUAUCGCCAGAUAAUGAAGAUGCGUCCAAAAGACUUGAAAAAACGACUAAUGGUGAAAUUUCGUGGAGAAGAAGGUUUGGAUUAUGGUGGAGUGGCAAGGGAGUGGCUUUAUUUAUUGUGCCACGAAAUGCUGAAUCCAUAUUACGGGCUCUUCCAAUAUUCUACGGACAACAUUUACAUGUUGCAAAUCAACCCAGAUUCGUCCAUCAACCCUGACCAUUUGUCUUAUUUCCAUUUUGUUGGUCGGAUCAUGGGUCUGGCUGUGUUCCAUGGACACUACAUAAAUGGGGGUUUCACAGUCCCCUUUUAUAAGCAGCUACUGGGGAAGCCCAUCCAGCUCUCUGACUUGGAAUCGGUGGACCCAGAACUACAUAAGAGCCUAGUGUGGAUUCUAGAGAAUGAUAUCACACCCGUGCUGGACCACACGUUCUGUGUGGAGCACAACGCUUUCGGGAGGAUUCUCCAGCACGAGCUGAAACCCAACGGCAGAAACGUCCCUGUCACGGAGGAGAACAAGAAAGAAUACGUCCGGUUAUAUGUAAAUUGGAGGUUUAUGAGAGGAAUCGAAGCCCAGUUCUUGGCUCUUCAGAAGGGGUUUAAUGAGCUCAUUCCUCAGCACUUACUGAAGCCCUUUGACCAGAAGGAACUAGAGCUGAUCAUCGGCGGCCUGGACAAGAUAGACCUGGGCGACUGGAAGUCCAACACGCGGCUGAAGCACUGCGCGGCCGACAGCGACAUUGUCCGGUGGUUCUGGCAGGCGGUGGAGGCCUUUGACGAGGAGAGGCGGGCCCGGCUCCUGCAGUUCGUCACGGGGUCCACCCGCGUCCCCCUCCAAGGCUUCAAGGCUUUGCAAGGUUCUACAGGCGCCGCAGGGCCCCGGCUGUUCACCAUCCACCUGAUCGACGCCAACACAGACAACCUUCCGAAGGCCCACACCUGCUUUAACCGGAUCGACAUUCCACCUUAUGAGUCUUAUGAAAAGCUCUACGAGAAGCUGCUGAUAGCGGUGGAAGAGACCUGUGGGUUCGCUGUGGAGUGAAGAGCAACCAAAGGCAACAGAUUCUAGCUCACGACCACCAGACCAAAGCCUGCCGCUUUCUGCGCGCCGCCUGCCAAGCAGGCUGAGGCACGGGAUUCUCGAGGACCUGGGGGGGCGUCUCCCCGCCGCGGUGUUGGGGAGCGAGGGGCAGGGGACUUUGGUUCAUGGCUCCCACCCACCUUUCCUCCUUAUGACAGUACUCCCACCCCUCCAUCACCCAUCCAAUAAAAUGCAGCCAGGUUUAGAUCUGGCUUCGCUCACACAGGAUAUUCUGCUCCAGUUGUAACAUCUGGCCAUAGGCUCACUGCCCUGUGGUGUUUACAGGAGGAUCACCCCGAGUCAUGAACUGAGCUCAGCCUUCUGCGGGUUUGGACCUGGUAGCUACGCUAGCGAUUCUGCCUCGGAACAGUCCUGAGGCCCCUUUCCAGUUCAGCAGCUCAAAUUCCAAAUCUCACGGCCUAGCAGCCUGCUCUGGUCGCAGAUUAACUCCCACCUGAAAACUUACUGUAAUAUACAUGCUCCCUGCGACUCUGCCAGCGCAGGAGAUUCAGUCCCAAACGUGCUUCCCUUUUUGAAAGUAAAGGGACAGGGGCGGCGUUAGCUGGAGGCCAGGGCCUUUCUUUCCAGGGUGUCCUGGUUGAAAAUUUUGUUUUGCGGAGAGAAAAAUGACCUUUCCUUUUAAGAGUCCUUUUUGCCACAUUAUCUACCCAGUUUGAAAUAUUUUCCCAGUAGAAACACCACGUAACAGAGCUCCCAAGCUGUGGCUCCUGCCCCGCAGAGAGUUCAGCUGGGCCAUUCGGAUACUAACAAACUAUUAUGCGGAAAUUGCUGACAGCUAGACUAAUAAAGCAAAAUUCUGUUACGAUAGCUGCUGGUUUGGUGCAGACGAGCCUAAAGGGGAGCGAGGGAACAGGUAACCGCAAUGACCGAAAUCCACCCCAAGUUACUGUUUUACAAAAAGAGGGUGUGGGUGUGACCCUGACAGCAGAGGGAGACCCGCCCUGACCCAUUUCCCACGCCAGGUGGUGCGGCUGACAAAUGCCACUUGAUUGACUUGCCCUGAUGUCUUCAUGUCAUGAGCAAGGCCAAAGCUGAGACCCGAAGUUCCUAGCGCCGUUUUCCAAUUUGCACAAAAGUUUGGACAGUGUUUUAACGAGCAGCUUGAUUCCAGAGAGCUGAGCUCCGUGAAGAACGGCAGCGGCCUCCGGUUUUCCCGUCUGGUUUUUGUUGUUUUUGUUUAGGGGCAAGUGCAGGGUCAUUCAUUAGCGAGACGUUUCCCUGUUGAAAUUUCGCUGUUGAGGCUUCUGAAUUAGCCGCUGGGAUCCGGCUGUGGGUCAGUGGGUUCGGAAGGAGCGUUUGGCCAGCUGUCCCACUGUUCUGCUGUCGCUGAUGCUGGACCGUGGGGUGUGGAGGCACACCUGCUUCUGCAUUUUGCGGGGUCCCUUGGCUUGCCCUAGAGGCGGUCUGUCAUUUGAUGUGGGCGUGCACAGACCCUCCCCCUGCACAGAGGUUUGUCCAGUUUGUGGAUUCUGAGAGCUAAGCCUCUGGGCUACUUUCUGGGGCUCAGAUAGAAGGGAUGUCACGCGUGACUUGCUGUAGAAGGAAAACGUAGUCCAGUCACUAAGUCCCGGCCGAACUGUGGGCUUUGUCUCCAGGAGUCCGCUUGGUCCCAGUGGGGCUUGUCCUGUGCCUCAUUUCCCACGAUGCUUUCCGAGGGCAUCCUAGACGCUCAGUGAUUCCCUCCGGUCCUCGUAACCUUCUGGAAGAAGGAGGGAAUGGAAAGUACAGACCUCCACCAGGUGGGUCCUCUCUCCUGUGAGCCUGCCCGGUGGGAGGAGGAGAGGACAUCCGUCAGGGCUGGCAGGCCUGGCGGCGGAGGUAGGACCUUGCCUGUGGCGGGAAAAGGGUCCAGGGGUGGGAAGGACUUGGAGGCAGGAAGGUUGCUUUGACUCCUUUAUAACCGCCUUCCUGCCGUGGGAAGGAGCCAGGGACCAUCCUCCUGUUCUCGCCGUCAGGUGUCGCCUCAGUGAGGUCCAGAGGGUCAUGUCUGGUCCUCCGGGAGCUGCUUGGGACCCGUAAGGCCUGGGCCUCUGCUUCUGUACCUACACUUGCCCGCGGGCGCCUCGUCAGCCUAGCAAGCAGACCUUCCCAGAGCUCUGGGAGGACCAAACAGGCCUACCUGUCCGUGGCAUUGCACUUCUAGAACCUUAAGUACUGACAACUGUUCGGGCCUCUCGAGCCGCCCCGCCCCAAAGAACAGUGUAGCACGCAGUUGGCCCGAGCUCCCACGACUGCACUCUGGGUCUGCGGGAGCCCCUCACCCGCCCGCUCUCCUCUGUCCCUUCUCGGCCGUGCCUCUGCCCAGACGCUCCGCCCGACUCUCAGGCUGGCCCUCGCCAGCCGUCAGCAGCCGACCCUCAGGGAUGUAGCAGACCACCCCCUGCCAGCGCUUCAGGUGGGAAAGCGAAGGGGUUGCUGUGGGGAGAACCCGCCUGCCCGAGGGGGUGGUGGCCCCUGGGUCCCCAUUCAGGUGCGAUGGUCCUCGAAGCAGAGCGUCGGGAGGGGCCUGUGCGGAGCCAGGGCCGCCCCGCCCCGCAGCCAGGCGCGCACCGCCCGAAACAUAGGAUGAAUUUUUAAAAUUUGUUUAUUUUUGUUUCUCAACCACUUUAUAAUGUAUUUAAUUUAUUUUGUAAUGUCUUGUUUUUAAGUAUUGCUGCUAUCCUUGUUAUUCUUCCCACUGUUUUUAUUGCUGAUUUAUUUUGUGAAAGUUGUACACUAAUGUUCUGUUUUAUGUCAAAAUCGAAAGUAUUUAAAGAAAUACUAGUUCUAUUUAAUGUGGUUAUGGAACCAGCUGGAAACACGAAACAAACAGCGACUGUACAGCAGGCUGGACCCGGGAGGGUAGGUCCAUUUUGUUACAUAUGCAAUAAACUCACGACUUUACAUGA
Myotis daubentonii (Daubenton's bat) is the source of this 5365-nucleotide messenger RNA. RefSeq names its product SMAD specific E3 ubiquitin protein ligase 1 (gene SMURF1). Gene Ontology annotation, cellular component: cytoplasm. Gene Ontology annotation, biological process: negative regulation of BMP signaling pathway; proteasome-mediated ubiquitin-dependent protein catabolic process; protein ubiquitination. NCBI's taxonomy places the organism in Eukaryota, Metazoa, Chordata, Mammalia, Chiroptera, Vespertilionidae. The record is from RefSeq and is a predicted model, not a curated record. Gene Ontology annotation, molecular function: ubiquitin protein ligase activity; SMAD binding.